AUGCCUCAUGCCAUUUCGAUGCCCGCAACGGGCCUCCAGGCUCUUAUUCUCUGCGGCCCUGGAUCUUCUUUUCCAACCUUCACAGCCAACCCAGAUGAAAAUCCAAAGGCUCUCCUGCCCAUUGCUAACCGGCCGAUGGUUUGGUACCCUAUCGAUUUCUGUUAUAGGACUGGAAUCACGAAUAUAAAGUUGAUUUGUCCACCGUCAGCGGCAGAGGCCAUGACCACAGCCCUGAAUACUAAUCCCUUCUUAACCAGCCUUCCUUAUCCUCGUCCGGACCUAGUAUCACCGAAAGACCUGGACUACAAUACAGGUACUGCGGAGAUUCUCCGGCUUCCCGAGAUUCGGGAUAUUGUCAAGUGUAACCUAAUAGUCCUGCCAUGUGAUCUUGUCUGUGAAAUAGGGGGAGACAAAUUGCUACAAACUUGGAUGGUCAAGGCUGCUAGUCUCCCAGAUAUUCUCGGAGGUGGAGCAGCUCCUUAUUGCAGCGGUGGUUUAGGGGUUUGGUACGAGACGAAGACAGCCAACCCUAUUAAGGGUGAGGAAACUGAUUUUCUUGCUACUACUCCCAUGCCGAGGGACCCUACUUCACCAAAGAAUCAUAUAUCACAGCAUCUAUCGUAUUUGGCAAUGUCUAUGCCAACGGAUUCGCUCAACGAUCUUGUCGAAGCCAAGGACGCGUUCCCACUUCGACAUGGUUUACUUCGCAACCAUCCUAAGCUAAGGAUGUUAACAACACAUCGAGACGCACAUAUCUACUUCUUACCGAAGUGGGUGAUGGAAUUCGUGAAAGAAAAUGAGAAACUCGAAACUAUCGGGGAAGAUGUUGUUGGAUGGUGGGCAAAGGCUACGUGGCAGACAGGACUGUCAGAAAAACUUGGUUUGAUGAACGUGCUACAGGGUCGCAUCAAGGGCACAGAAUCAGCCGAUCUUGCCCGUGACGAUAGUCCCCCACCACGUGGUGAGGUGUUAGACUCUCAAGGAAGUGGCAGUUCGCCUUCUGCAGAACCCGAAGAUGCUCACAACUCGAUUUUAAGUAAACCUUCUCAAGCCUCAGUACCACCAGUCCUGGCAUAUAUCCACCCAUCUCAGCCAGAUGCCCCCCUUCUACGUCGCGUUGAUACAGCCCAGCUCCUCUUGGCUGUAUCGUUACGGCUAGCUAAGCUACCUUCUAUUGAGGAGACAGGCCCAGACGCCGCGUCGCCAUUUGCGCAUCCUAAAAAGAUCGCUUAUCCCGACGGCGUCAAACCUCGGACCACUAUUACCAGACAAGAUUGCUUAAUCGCCGAUAAUGUUAUGGUGGACGAGAAAACAUCUAUCAAAGAGUGCGUUGUGGGCGCUAACUGUCAAAUUAAAGAAGGUGCUAAACUUUUCCAAUGUUUACUUAUGGAUGGUGUGGUUGUCGGAAAAGGCUGCAAGUUGACGCGCUGUAUACUUGGUAAAAGAAGCGACAUUGGCGAGGGUUCAAUAUUAACGGACUGUGAAGUGCAGGAGAAUCUGCUGGUUGAACCAAAAACCGAUGAUAAGGACAAUAAAUUGAUGAGCUCCUCCGGCCUGGAGGCCAGUGAAGAAGAUAUGCAGGACGUCUUACAAGAAUUCGACGACGAGCAAGCCGCUACGACCUCAUUCGAAUAA
Xylaria bambusicola is the source of this 1635-nucleotide messenger RNA. RefSeq lists its product as uncharacterized. The record is from RefSeq and is a predicted model, not a curated record. Gene Ontology annotation, biological process: cytoplasmic translational initiation. The coding region runs from base 1 to 1635 and encodes 544 amino acids. Gene Ontology annotation, molecular function: translation initiation factor activity; guanyl-nucleotide exchange factor activity. NCBI's taxonomy places the organism in Eukaryota, Fungi, Ascomycota, Sordariomycetes, Xylariales, Xylariaceae. The transcript is spliced from 3 exons. Gene Ontology annotation, cellular component: guanyl-nucleotide exchange factor complex; eukaryotic translation initiation factor 2B complex.